Messenger RNA from Colossoma macropomum (tambaqui), 2031 nucleotides. RefSeq names its product chromosome unknown C1orf198 homolog (gene cunh1orf198). Lineage: Eukaryota; Metazoa; Chordata; Actinopteri; Characiformes; Serrasalmidae. The transcript is spliced from 4 exons. The record is from RefSeq and is a predicted model, not a curated record. The coding region runs from base 28 to 993 and encodes 321 amino acids.
UGUUUUCCACAUCCAGCUGUUGAGAAAAUGGCCGCCACAGCGCUGGCAGGGUCAGCGGGCGACGGGCACAUGAUGGAGGCGAAGAAGUUCGAGUAUUUCUCCUCCAUCAACUCCAUGGCGAGGAAGAUCAUGCAGGAGAGGGAGAAGAUAAAGGAACAGUUCGGCUCGGCCUGGGAAGAAAUGAGUCCGGCGGAGCAGGACUCGGCGAUAGACGACGGCAUGAUGGACCCGAAAAUCCGGGCUCGGUACGCCAUGCACAGAGUGGACCGAGACGAGAUGGUCUGUUACCCCAAACUGCUCAUCCAGACGGGCCAGAAGAUCGUCCACUUCGGAGAGGAGGAUUUAACUUGGCAGGACGAGCAUUCAGCACCCUUCUCCUGGGAGACCAAAAGUCAGAUGGAGUUCAGCGUGAUCUCAGGCGCUCCAGAGAUGGUCAUUUCGUCCUCUGCGCCCGAAUCUAAGCCAAAGACGUCGCAGAGCGGCCGGCGGGAGGAGGAAUCCUCCUUCUGGAAGAUCAGCGCCGAGCGCUCCAGGCUGGAGGGGGAGAAGGCCGAUUUCCAGUCUCUGACCCCGAGUCAGAUAAAGUCUCUGGAGAAAGGUGAGAAGCCCCUCCCCUCGUACCUGCGACUGGACAGCGGGGGAGAGGAGCUUCAGGCACCUCGGCCGGUGAAGCAGAGGGCACCCAAACCCCCGGCCCCACCCCCACCUCCGCCCGCUCCCAUCAGUGUCACACCAGCCACUCUGAAUGUCGCUCCUGCCCCUCCGGCGCCGGUCGGAGGCUGGGAGAGAGCCCAGAGCACUCUGCCCUCAGCCAGCAGCCCAGUCGACGACGUGUUCAGCCCCGGACUGGCCACCAAGACUCCGCCUCAAGCAAUCGCAGCUAAAGACAGCGAGAAAGUGGACGGGUCGCCGGCCGCCAGCCCGACCUUCUCACAGUUCAACACAAGCAAUACCAUCCUGAAGACCGGCUUUGACUUCUUGGACAACUGGUAACACCAGAGCGUGACCUCGAGCAGCAGAUCCAUUCCCGAGAUAAAGGACCUACAACCUUCACACUCACCACACCACAGAGCAGUUACAGCUGAACUCAUUUUUAGAUCCUUAUCAAAGCUACAGUCAGUAUGUGCAUGUUAAAAUAGGUCAACUCGGGGUACAAACGGGAUAUUUAAAGUUCCUCAGUGAGUAACGUCUAAAACGUUCUCUGUGACCUUUAUUUUUUCCGUUUAAAAUGAAAAAGAGGAACCGUGACUGUGUUUUGACUAUAUUAACCUUUCAACCUCCAGAUGAAGGACUGUUUUCCUGAAACAUACUGACUGUAGACUUAAAAAACACUAGUAACUCGCUCUCUGUUUAAGCUCAGAUCCAGACCAUAGCCCCUUACUCUAAACUCGGGCUGCACGAUACACAACAUUAUAUCACAGUUAUAUUGCUACAAAUUGCAAUAUGUUGAAAUGAUGUAUGUAUUUAUUUUGACCAAAAUUAUUUACAUUUACCAAAUCAUAUGAACAGCUUGGUUUAUUAAAACAAAUGGAAUAUACCAACAUGUAAUGUAGUUUUCUGCAAGUUUGCAUAUUGCAGCAUAGUGCUGGGCGAUAUAGUGUUCAUAUUAGUUAUGGUGCCACACAUCAAUAUUGAAUUUUUGCUUUUAGCUGAUGGUGAAAAAAAACAUAUUUAACCCUAAAGAAAGUAACAUAUAGGCUCUCACACUCGUUCAUAUAGCUUGUGGAUUACUACAGUGGAGGCACUGGAGCUCCACUUUGCUGUUGCUUUUGUUAGUUUGCUGCUCAUUGAUUUAGUCAUACGUCACCCAGUGUGGUCUGCAGAAGGCCAUUUAAAAGCUGUAUUUGAACGAGAGGUCUACAAUCGUGGAUUCUGUCGUAGCUACACAUCUCACUGCAGCUGGGUUUCAGCCUGGACUGAUUGGUUUCAAGGGUCUAAUCAAGAAAUUGCAUUAAAAAAUAGUGGCUUUAAUAAUUGAUCACGUUGUUGAUGUGUUAACUUUGACAGCCCUAAUAAAAACCAUAUAGAUAA